Messenger RNA from Trifolium pratense (red clover), 1316 nucleotides. RefSeq names its product TATA-box-binding protein. The transcript has 10 exons. NCBI's taxonomy places the organism in Eukaryota, Viridiplantae, Streptophyta, Magnoliopsida, Fabales, Fabaceae. The record is from RefSeq and is a predicted model, not a curated record. Gene Ontology annotation, biological process: DNA-templated transcription initiation. Gene Ontology annotation, molecular function: DNA binding; RNA polymerase II general transcription initiation factor activity. Bases 368 to 970 code for a protein of 200 amino acids.
AACCACUUUAAUCUUUCUCUCUCUUCAAAAUCUUAUCUCUGCAUUGCAUAAGCUACGAGAUCCCAUCGUUUGUUUCCCAAUCGCAUUCAUAAACUCUUUCUUACAUAAACUCUCUCCCUUUUUAAACCCUCAAUUACAAAUUCUAACAUCAAUUUCUUCCCGCUCUCUCAUCACUCUCACUCUUUUCUUCAAUUCCAUUCAAUUCAACUCCAAUUUCUCUUAGAUCUAUCAAAAAAAUCACACAAAAAACAUUCAAAAUUAACAAACCCUAGUUCUUAUUUCUAAUCUUCAUCGAUUUCUCUCAAAUCAAACAAAAUAAGAUUUUAAGACUUAAUAGGAUACACAUUAAGACUUAUUAAUAGGAGCCAUGGCUGACCAAGGAUUAGAAGGAAGCCAACCUGUGGAUCUAUCAAAGCACCCUUCUGGAAUUGUGCCUACUCUUCAAAAUAUUGUUUCAACUGUCAAUUUGGACUGUAAGUUGGAGCUGAAAUCAAUUGCGCUUCAAGCUCGUAAUGCAGAGUACAAUCCCAAGCGUUUUGCUGCUGUGAUUAUGAGGAUCCGAGAACCAAAAACAACUGCACUUAUUUUUGCAUCUGGCAAGAUGGUCUGUACUGGAGCUAAGAGUGAGGUACAAUCGAAAUUGGCAGCAAGGAAGUAUGCUAGAAUUAUCCAGAAACUGGGCUUCCCAGCUAAGUUUAAGGAUUUUAAGAUUCAGAACAUUGUUGGCUCUUGUGAUGUCAAGUUCCCCAUACGGCUCGAGGGUCUUGCAUAUUCCCAUGGUGCUUUUUCAAGCUAUGAACCAGAGUUGUUUCCAGGACUAAUCUAUCGAAUGAAGCAACCCAAGAUAGUAUUGCUUAUAUUCGUAUCUGGGAAAAUUGUUCUGACUGGAGCCAAGGUGAGAGAUGAGACUUACACAGCCUUUGAGAACAUAUAUCCAGUGCUUACUGAGUUCAGGAAAAACCAACAAUGAUUAUUGUCAUGAUCAAGAGCAAGGUUUUCCGGCAGAGAAGACUGGAUUGUGGGCUUGAUUGAGCUGUAAAUAUUGAGACAGAAGAUAUUUGGAAUGAGAUAAACGAAGCCGUUUUUGUUCUGCUUGUGAUGGAUCUUGUUGUAGUAUAGUUAACAAACUAUUGUAUUGAGUUUCACAUUUCAAAAGAAAAAGGAUUUAAGAGCCUGAAAAGGAAGAGAAAACAAAGUAGAAGAGCUUAAUGGUAAUUAGCUGAGUCCUUUUACUGUUGUUGGCUACCUUGAUUAUAUAAGUAGGGUAACUUACUUUCAUCUAUAGUAUAAAUAAAUUUGCUGAUAUGACUGCUGAA